Messenger RNA from Drosophila eugracilis, 585 nucleotides. RefSeq lists its product as uncharacterized. The coding region runs from base 1 to 585 and encodes 194 amino acids. NCBI's taxonomy places the organism in Eukaryota, Metazoa, Arthropoda, Insecta, Diptera, Drosophilidae. The transcript is spliced from 2 exons. The record is from RefSeq and is a predicted model, not a curated record.
AUGUUUAAGAAAACUUGGAUGCAUCUCGUCUUUGUUUGGCUGGCGUUUUUGAAGCUUGCAACGUUGCAAACCAAGGAGGAAAAUAUUUGCGAGUUGUUCAGAAAUAUCAGCAGACUGCAGGAUGAUGAAGAGGCUUGGUGGGAAAGAAAUCGAAAUUUGGCCAAAUCAAUUUUGGAGACAAAAAUUUGGUAUUCGGAUUUAGAACCAUCUUGUAAGAAAUUUGUGGAUUCUCUUCGAGAGUUACAAAGCCGCGGUGAUGCCUUGACUUCAUCUAGUUCUUGGGCUCAAAAACUGGACUAUCUUAAUGCAUCUUCUGAGGAAUAUAAAGCCGGACCCUGUGUUGAAAAACCGGGAUACUAUACAUUUAUAUCAUCGAGUAUCUUAGAUAAGAUGAACGAAGAUUCCUUGGAAUUGAGAGGAAAUGUGAAUGAUAAAAGGGAAUACAACAAUUUUAUUACACAAAUUGCUACAAAGGAUGGAUUCAUGGAUGCAUUAUCUGGGAUUUCGGUGCACCUACUGGAGUAUUUAACACGUUUUCAGAGGUGUAAUUUAACAAUUUUUUUAAAAGACAAUCUUAAACCCUGA